AUGGCUGGAGGUAAUACUCGUGAGAAAGUUUCCCGUUUGGAAGAGUUCGUGGGUUUUCCUACAGAAACAGAGGUACAAGAUGGUGCAGAGAGCCUUGUUGUUCGAAUUGAAAACUUGGCUUCUGAAGUGGAGAUCUUGAAGACUGAUCCUGAUGGGUUUGGUGACUUCAUGCAGGCCACCAAAGAGCAAUUGACCCGUAUCUCUGAAGAUGUUGAGUUAUUGACUGACGUCUUCAAGAAGAACCUGAAAGACCUUGAAGAUGAAGUGUCCUUGGUGAAGAGGGCCAUUCAUGGGAGUUCUAGAGGCGGUGGUGAUCCUCUUUCACAGAAGAUCAAGGUGCCGGAUCCCAAGUCUUUCAGUGGCACCCGAAAUGCCAAAGAGUUGGAGAAUUUCCUAUGGGACAUGGAGCAGUACUGCAAGGCUGCUCGGAUCCCCGAUGGCGAGAAGGUGACCAUUACAAGCAUGUAUCUGUCUUGUGAUGCUUGUGAUGCAAAACUAUGGUGGCGCACAUGGACAGAGGACGAUGCUUCUGCGGGUAGGCCUUGGAUUGAAGUUUGGGAGACCCUUAAGAAGGAAUUGAAGGACCAGUUCUUGCCUCAGAACACUGCAUGGAUUGCAAGGGAAUCUCUGAAGAAAUUGAAGCACACAGGUACCGUUCGUGACUAUAUGAAGGACUUUAGUUCCUUGAUGCUGGACAUUCGAAAUAUGUCAGAGGAGGACAAGCUGUUCAAUUUCAUGUCCGGAUUGCAACCAUGGGCUCAGGCAGAACUCCGUAGGCAAGACAAGAAGAAGUCCAAUGAGGGGAAAAAAGACAAAGGCCAGUCCUUCAGGUUCAAGGACAAGAAUCAAAAGAAGGAUAAAGGUAGUGGCUUUGUCAAGGCCAAGGCAAAUUAUAAUAACAAAGGGAGCAGUAGUAGGACUAAGCCCAACUACGGUUGUUUCAUCUGCAAUGGUCCCCAUCGUGUUAGGGACUGCCCCAAGAGGGAGAAGCUGAGUGCUAUUGUCGCUGAUUCAAAAGGAGACUCAGACUCGGAAAGUGGUCCAACCCGAGUCAAUCCUCUGCAAAUGCUGAAUGCUCUUACUGAAGAACAGUCCAUGGAGUUGAAAGGGGUCAUGUUCAUUCAGGUGACGCUGAACGGCAAGGAAGUUUUGGCAAUGGUGGACACGGGAGCCACUCAUAACUUCAUUGCGCAGAGGGAAGUAAGUAACUUUAAUUUAAAGUUAAUUCCACAUGCUAAUAAGAUGAAAGCUGUGAAUUCUGAAGCCAAGCCUGUCUUAGGCAUGGCCACCACUUCUAUGAAAGUUGUAGCUCUUUAUGGGCACCAAAAGAAGGAAGAUCGUAAAUAUGGCUGCAUCGAAAUAACUUCUGCAUUGCAAGUGAAAACAGGUUUGAAGAGGGGAGACUCUACCUUUCUUGCAGCUAUGAUAGAGAUCAAACUGGACCAGUUUGUUGAACUUCCAGAUUCUGUUGCUGAAAUUCUAGAAGAAUUUGCAGAAGUGAUACCACCAGAACUACCCAAGCAAUUGCCCCCUCGACGUGCUGUUGAUCACAAGAUAGAGUUGGAGCUGGGUUCUAGGGCUCCUGCUCAGGCCCCAUACCGGAUGGCGCCUUCAGAACUGGCUGAACUGCGUAGAUAG
Molecule: messenger RNA, 1638 nt
Organism: Cornus florida
Lineage: Eukaryota; Viridiplantae; Streptophyta; Magnoliopsida; Cornales; Cornaceae
Exons: 3
Coding region: 1-1638 (545 amino acids)
Biological process (GO): proteolysis
Molecular function (GO): aspartic-type endopeptidase activity
Source: RefSeq, a predicted model, not a curated record